UUUUACUGCUUCGAAUUUUUUCUAUUCCUAGCAAUAAUUUGCACUCCACCAUGUCUGUUGGUAUCAAAUACAACUGAUAUAGUAGCAGUGGACCAUGGAAAAGCAAAGGUAAACUCAGUGAUUCUAGGCCUUACAAGAGCUGUUGCUAUAGAUGUCCAUUUCAGCCUGGGCUUCAUAUUUUGGAGUGACGUGACGGAACUGAACAUCAAACGACUUCGGAUCGGUGAGGAAAACACGACUACAGUUAUAACUAAUAUUGGUGUCUGCGAUGGAUUAGCCGUUCAAUGGAGGACAUCUCAGUUGUAUUGGACUGAUACAACGUAUAAUAGGAUAUCGGUAUCAGACCUGGAUGGAAACAACCAACUUACUUUAAUCUCCUCGGCAUUGGAAGAACCCAGAGCCAUAGCCCUUGAUCCGGACAACGAGUAA
Messenger RNA from Pocillopora meandrina, 429 nucleotides. Lineage: Eukaryota; Metazoa; Cnidaria; Anthozoa; Scleractinia; Pocilloporidae. The record is from the annotation of a GenBank genome assembly.